CGCGCCGGGCCUCCUCCUCCUCCUCCUCCUCCUCCGCCUCCCGCACUCGAGCAGCCGCCGCCGGCCGGACGGGCGCCGCUCCCGCCGCCUCCUCUCUGCCCGCCGCGCCCCGCGCCCUUGCCCGGCAUGUCGGCGGCCGUGGCGUGCGUGGAUUACUUCGCUGCCGACGUGCUCAUGGCCAUCUCCUCGGGUGCCGUGGUGCACCGCGGGCGGCCCGGCCCCGAGGGCGCGGGCCCCGCCGCCGGCCUGGAUGUGCUCGCGGCGCGCCGCGAGGCCGCCUCGCCGGGGACCCCGGGGCUGCCCCCGCCGCCCCCCACCGUCCCCGGCCCGGGCCCCGGCGCCGCCGCGGCGCCCCACCUGCUGGCCGCCAGCAUCCUGGCCGACCUGCGCGGCGGGCCGGGAGCCGCCCCGGGGGGCGCCUCGCCCGCCUCCUCCUCCUCCGCCGCCUCGUCCCCGUCCUCGGGCCGCGCCCCCGGCGCCGCGCCCUCCGCCGCCGCCAAGAGCCACCGCUGUCCCUUCCCGGACUGCGCCAAAGCCUACUACAAGUCCUCGCACCUAAAGUCGCACCUGCGGACGCACACAGGGGAACGCCCUUUUGCUUGCGACUGGCAGGGCUGCGACAAGAAGUUUGCCCGCUCCGACGAGCUGGCCCGCCACCACCGGACGCACACCGGCGAGAAGCGCUUCUCCUGCCCCCUGUGUUCCAAGCGCUUCACUCGCAGCGACCACCUGGCCAAGCACGCCCGCCGCCACCCCGGCUUCCACCCGGACCUGCUCCGGCGCCCGGGUGCCCGCAGCACCUCGCCCAGCGACUCGCUGCCCUGCAGCCUGGCCGGGAGCCCCGCGCCCAGCCCCGCGCCCAGCCCUGCCCCCGCUGGCCUGUAGGGCCCUCGGCCAGCCCACCCUGACCGCCAGGAUGCUUCUGCCGUCCAGGGGUAUGGUGAGGACCCACAGAGAGCCCUGGUCCCUUCCAGCUGGGGUCAAACCCUGAAGAUGCCCCUGCCCCCUCCAGAGAGCGAGGAGGGGCCUGAGACUGGACCUGGGGCUGCCUGACUUCAGAGGUGGCCUUCAGGACGGGUGACCGGGGCUUGUGUCUGUAAAUAGCCAUGAUACUAACUUUCUUCCCAUCUGUGCACUGGGUCCCCGGGGGCAGCCAGGAGGUCCUCCCCUCUCCUCUCCACCGCCCCUUGCUGCCCCCCUCCCGGGGCGGGGUUUGGGGGUAGAGUGGGCUUCUGGGAGCUGGCCCAGGGAAGGCACCCCUGCCCUGUCCCUGCAGGUUGGGAUGAAGUGUGCAGACAGCCAUACAGGAGCCAGGGGUUGACACAGCCCCUGCCUCUCCCCACCCCACCCCACCCUACCGAAAGCCAUGGGAGUAGUUCAGGGAAACAGGGGUGCUGCCCGGCCGCUCCCCACUCGGGUACUCUAUCUCAGGUGUCCACGGGUUCUGCCCACGGUAGGGGCUGCCCGGCCCCCCAGACCUCGGGGGUAGAGCUGGGAUUGGGAGGCGUUAGGAUGCCCAGAGGGGCUCCAGGUCUUGCUUCUGAGAUCUGGGAUGCGGGGUAGGGGGACUCUGGGUUCUUCCAAAGAACAUUUGACUCACUAGGGGAGGGAGGCGGACAUCGGGGUCCGGAGGGAAUGCCAGUUAUUUAUUUUCCCUCUCUCCUUGGGGUUGGGGCCCCGGCUCCCCUGUCUGGGUGGGUGGGUGGGUGUUAGGCUGCAGGGGAGGCUGGCACCGGGCCUGGCCCUCCUGUCCCUGCCGCCAGCUUUGGGCUUUGCAGCAUGAUGUGACAAUCAAUUGUCCUUUUCCGAGGCCUGCAGCGUUGGGCCGCACUGCCCUCCCUGGCCUGCAGGUGGGGCUGUAGAGCCCAUGCCCGCCGGGGUUGCCCUCCUGGGCUUGGCCCCGCUCCCCCGACGUCCCCUCCCUCUCCUGGGUGCCUGGAAGAGGUGGGCCCUGGCCCGUGGUCGAGGUCUUCCUCGUGGACUGGAAGCAGAGGGCUGGCUGUGCAGCCCCCUGGGGUAGCUCGUUUUUUUUUGCACCGGGUAGAAUAUUUUUUCAGGCACGGAUUUCUUUCUUCUGGGCCCCCGUGGGUGGUCCGGCAUCCUCAGGGGGUGUGAGUGGGUGGGGGGGGUCUCUGAGCUGAACUUCGGUGGGGUGGGGACUUGUCCCUCGGGGGCCACCUUCAUGUCCUUGCCAGGGGUCGUCCUGCUGUGGCCUGGGUUGCAUUUCCUCUUAGGGGGUAUUGACGACUCCAGCCUGGAAUGAGAAGGGUCCCAGGUUUCAUGUCCGAGACCCAGAAAGGCGGAAUCCCCCAAAUCGGCUGUGGGAAGUUUUUGGUUCCCCCUUUUGUUCCAGGACCUUCCUGCCUCUCGCUGGGGGACAGGGGGCCUUUGGGUGGCACUGGUGUGCACUGGGACCCAGCCCCGGCCUGGCAGGAUCCAGGGAUGGGGGCCUGGGGGCCUGGGGGGGAGGGAAGCGGGGACGCUCUUCUGGAGCUCUCCACGGCCUCGGUCCCUGGCCUCAAACCCUCCUCCGGCAGCGUUAGUGAGAUGCCUUAGUCUGUGGGGGCGGGUGGGGGACUGGGGCCCCAUUUUCCUUUGUGUGUCUUGGUGGGCCCCGCCCUGGCAGGGGCCUGUCUGCAGCAGGGUCGGGUAGGGCUGUGAGUUCCAGAACUCUGUUCCCAGGGCCCUCUCCAGUGUCCAGGGGCCUGGAGACACCUGUGUCCACUCCUCCACGCCCCCAGGAGCCACUGGGACCUGGUUCCUGCCUUUGCGGGGGAGGUGGCUUCAAGGGACGUGUGCUUUCUGUGGGUGGCGCCCCUCCUCCGCCCUGCCUGGGCUCAUCCUUGUAUUUAAUUAAUUAAACAAGCCCUUUUUUAAACCU
This is a messenger RNA of Sapajus apella (tufted capuchin), 2881 nucleotides long. RefSeq names its product Kruppel like factor 16 (gene KLF16). Bases 127 to 885 code for a protein of 252 amino acids. NCBI's taxonomy places the organism in Eukaryota, Metazoa, Chordata, Mammalia, Primates, Cebidae. The record is from RefSeq and is a predicted model, not a curated record. Gene Ontology annotation, molecular function: RNA polymerase II cis-regulatory region sequence-specific DNA binding; DNA-binding transcription factor activity, RNA polymerase II-specific. Gene Ontology annotation, biological process: regulation of transcription by RNA polymerase II. The transcript is spliced from 2 exons.